Molecule: messenger RNA, 1996 nt
Organism: Magallana angulata
Lineage: Eukaryota; Metazoa; Mollusca; Bivalvia; Ostreida; Ostreidae
Product: probable serine/threonine-protein kinase clkA
Exons: 3
Coding region: 158-1996 (612 amino acids)
Source: RefSeq, a predicted model, not a curated record
UUUUUAGACAUACAUUUAUCACUAAUGUAUUACCGAGGUGGAGACUUCGCUGAUAGCUUAUAUAAAUGGUUCAUUCCUGUUAGAAGAUCACGUCCAUUUCAGGAGACGAAGAGAAUUAGUGGCAGUUCUGUUGUAUUCCUCAGUGGACUUUAGAAUAAUGAUGAAGGCUGUGGUUUUGUUGUUCCUUCUCUGCUUUGUCAUAGAAGAGGGAAUGUCUAGGCCUACCGAAUAUAGCAAAUCAGAAGAAAAUGGAAAUGGUGAAAAUAACUCAACUAGCUUCGAUGUAUACGACAAUGGUGAUGACGAUAAAGGAAGUAAAGAUAAUGGUGAUGAAGAUGAUGAAGAUGACGAUUAUACAAGUGAGGAUAAUGAUUAUUCUGACGAAAAUAGUGAUGGGGAAUAUGAAAGUGAAGAUUAUGAAGAUGACGAUGACAGAAGUGAAGAUAAUGGAGAUGAUGAAAAAAGUAAUGGAGGAAAUAGAGAUGAAGAAAAUGCUAGUGACGAUGAUGGUGAUGGCAAUACUGAAGAUUAUACAAAAGAAUACAAUGUUUAUAGUAAAGAAAAUGCUGAUGGCGAAUACAAAAGUGAUGAAGAUGACGAUUAUAGUGAUGACGUUGAGAGAAGUAAAGGUAACGGAGAUGACGAAAGUGAUAGUGUAUGCAAUGGAGAUGAAGGAAAUGCUAGUAAAGAUAAUGGGGAAGACAAAACUGAAGACUAUUAUACAAGAGAAUACAACGGUAAUAGUAAAGAAAAUGCUGAUGGCGAACACAAAAGUGAUGAAGAUGACAAUUAUAGUGAAGAUAAUGGAGAUGAUGAAAUAGGUAGUGUAGACAAUGGAGAUUAUGAUGAUAGAAGCGAAGACAGUGGGGAAAACGAUAACGGCAGUGAUGGUCCUUGGAAUGGAUAUAACGGGAAUGGCAAUAAUGGGGAUGGGUACAAUGGGUAUGAGAAUAAUGGAAAUGGCAAUAAUGGCGAUGGGAACGAUGGGUAUGAGAAUAAUGGAAAUGGCAAUAAUGGGAAUAACAGAAAUGGCAACAAUGGGGGUGGGAAUAAUGAAUAUGAGAAUAAUGGGAAUGGCAAUAAUGAGUAUGGCAAUAAUGGGUAUGAGAAUAAUGGGAAUGGGAAUAAUGGGUAUGAUAAUAACGGAAAUGGCUAUAAUGGAUAUGGCAACAAUGGGAAUGGGAAUAAUGGGUAUGAGAAUAAUGGAAAUGGCAAUAAUGUGUAUGGCAAUAAUGGGUAUGAGAAUAAUGGAAAUGGCAAUAAUGGGUAUGGCAAUAAUGGGGGUAAUAAUGGGUAUGAAAAUAACGGAAAUGGCAAUUAUGGGAAUGGAUAUAAUGGGAAUGGCAAUAAUGGGUAUAACAAUAACGGUAAUGGCAAUAAUGGGUAUGAAAAAAACGGAAAUGGCAAUAAUGGGAAUGGAUAUAAUGGGAAUGGCAAUAAUGGGUAUGACAAUAACGGGAAUGGCAAUAAUGGAAAUGGCAAUAACGGGGAUGGCAAUAAUGGGUAUGAAAAUAACGGAAAUGGCAAUAAUGGGAAUGGUUAUAAUGGGAAUGGCAAUAAUGGGUAUGACAAUAACGGGAAUGGCAAGAAUGAAAAUGGCAAUAACGGAAAUGGCAAUAAUGGGUAUGGCAAUAAGUGGAACGGCUAUAAUGGAAAUAGCAAUAAUGGGUAUGAGAAUAACGGGAAUGGCAAUAAUGGGUAUGGCAAUAACGGGAAUGGCAAUAAGUGGAAUGGGUAUAAUGAAAAUGGCAAUAACUUGAAUGGCUAUAAUGGAAAUGGCAACAAUGGGAAUGGGUAUUAUGGAAAUGGCAAUAAUGGGAAUGGGAAUGACGGGAAUGGCAAUAAUGGGUAUGGGAAUAAUGGGAAUGGCAAUAAUGGGUAUGGGAAUAACGGAAAUGGCAAUAAUGGGUAUGGGAAUAACGGAAAUGGCAAUAAUGGAAAUGGCAAUAAUGGAUAUGGGAAUGGCAACAAUGGAAAUGGAUAUAUUAGGAAGUGA